ACGGAAUGAUGAUUAAUUAAAAUAAUUCAAUACUGCUGGUUUUUUUCUAGAAAGUUUGAAUAUGACUGAUGAUAAAACAUAUUUAAUAAUGCAGUUUUAUUAUGUUAUCUAAACCAAACCCACUUCUUAUUGACAAUAUUCCAUUCAUAUUAUUCACAUGAUUAGACCCGGGAGUACUGAUUUGAUCCUCAUCACUGACAUGCUGCUAAGAGUCAAUGUUUCAUUCACAAACAAUGCGAAGUUUGUAGUACAUAUCAAGGUUUUCGCUGAGUUAUUGAUCAUUGCUAGGUUGUUAAAUUAGUUAGACGUCUUUCUUGAUAUGAGAUGCUCAUGUUCUACUGAUUUUCAUCGCUAUUCUUUUUUUUUGGAAUAACGUCAGAAGUGAUGAAAUAGCUGUGAUCUGGACCACGAUAAUCUUUACCUAAUACCCUUACAUACAAGGGUUAAGUCAAAAGAUGUUUUGAAAAGAUCUAUCUGCCCACAAUUAAUUAUUGUGUUACGAAACAAUGGUCAAAACUCCACAUUUUAAUGCAUAUAGUUUAUGUUAUGUUUAAGUUUGACAGCUGCAUUAUGCUGUUCACACCAAUCAGUUUACACUUGCAGUUUGUUAUCCUGCAUUUCACAAACUGACCAAGUCUUUCACGUUCGGCCUAGCUGAAUUGUGAGAAUUAAUAUUUUUUUGUGUAUCUGAGAAAAUAUUAAUUAAUGUCCAAAUAUCAAAGUUCAGCAAAGAUAAGCGAUGUUCUUGAUAUUAAGUACAAGAGGCUUAAGACAAAAAAUGCAUAUCUAAAGAAGAUUUAUGAGGUUUGCAUAUGAGAAUAGCAUUAAUAUUCUCUGAAGAACUGUCUCACCAACUCCAUGUGCUUUAAAAGGUCUACACAGAUUUCUAUGAUGCUUUUACGUAUAUAUUCAUGCAAAGAUCUUGGUAGUUCUUCUGGAUCACAACAUGUGACUUGCUUUUCAUGCAAAAAAGCUUUCCUAAAUUUUUGUCUUUGCUCCAACAACUAUCUCAUUAAUUAAAAGCAACAUUAAUGUUAAUUAUCGUCUUCUUCGUGAUAGGCCUGUGAAGGAAACAAUGAACAAGACCAGCCCUGUUAAAUUCUGAGGUCAGUUGAUGCUUCUGCCCAAUUUUUUUGUUCACCAAUGUCAGUACUCAUUAAAAGUUUUGAUUCAGUUCAUGAAGCAAAAUGUGAUUGCUUCAUAAAUGGUAAUCAGUUUUAACAUGAUUUCCGUUAUUUUUUUUUUGAAAGAAACAUGAAGCAAAAUGUGAUUGCUUCAUAAAGAGGGUUUGUUUCGUAAAUAUCUAGUUUUGAUUGGUUUUGAGCAAUAUAUGUUAAUUGAUGCAUCUAAAUUAAUUCGAUGUGGAGCUCUAACUAUAAUAGCAUUAUAAUGCCAUUGUCUCCAUCUCCAUCUUUCACUGUCUUUAAUUAGCUGUAAAACUGAUGUCAUCAAUGAAAGGAUCGCAGCCACCUAAAAUUUACAUGUAGUGGUUGAUGCCUAAGAAAGUUACGCUUAAGGCCCACUCAUUUUGGUUCAUAUAAUACUUAAGAAUGACUUCACGUUUAUAAUUUAGCAUUGCAUUUUUUCUUCAAGUUACAUAUGUCCCAUGUUCUUGCAGGUUUCUUUCUUGUGAUGUACUUUUUAGCAGAUUUACCCUUUGAGGAAAGUGCAAUGCUAGAUGAUUUUGAAUAGUGGGUUCUUGUCUGUAUUUAUUUUUUUGGUUUCAAUUAUUAGGUAUUUAUUAGUCUUUAGAACAAUUGCUAACAAAACCAAAUGUUGAAGAAAGAAAUUCUUCAACCAUUAGUAGAUUAAUUAGUUGUGUGAUCAAAAUCACAAAACGAGUCUUCUGACCCCACAUCUGGACCUGAUUUCUAACAAAGCUGCUCCCAUGAGAACAGUAGAAAAAGAAGUUUAACUUGAUGUCUGAAUAUACUCAUGACUUCAAAGCUUGUUCUUGAAGUAAGACUAUACGCGCGAGUACAUUGGUCUCAUUUUUUUACUCAUUGCAUUCUCUUUCAGGACCAUGUUAGUUUUCUCAUAAUUGUGUAAGUACCAGUUUCAAAUAUCACUGCAUAUAUAAGAAUCCACAAAGUUGGAUAGUGUCAUCCUGGAUCUCAUGAAAUAAAAAAUUGGGUACAAAUGUGUAUAUGACUAAUAUAUAGUCUUCAGCUCGAUAUGCAUCCUCUUCAGAGAUACAGAAAAUAGGGAAUAAGUGAACUUUCUUUAUAUCAAACUUGGCUUUGAAAGUCAUAGUUUAGAUGUGUUGGUUAGGAACAUAUGAGAAGAAGCAAAUCAGUUUUCAUCUGACAUUGACAACCAUUUUAUUUUAUAUAUUUGAUGAAAAGAAUGGUUUAAAGUGAACCUUAAAAUCAAUUAUUUUAGUAUGAACCUAUCAGUGCCUUCCUUAUUUCUUUAAUAUUUACUGUACCUGCUUCCUCCAGUGAGAUUGUGGUGUGGUCCACUCUAUGAGAAACCCUAGACUGACAAGCAACUCAAAUGUCUCUCUCUCUAGUCUCUCUAGAAAAUAUUCAAGGUUUCUCCGCUGCUUAACCAUACUUUUUGAACUUGUAGGAUUUUUUUUCUUAUAAUGAUGAAAUUUACUGGCUUAUCACAGGUCUAUCUUGCUAGGGUUAGAUGGAAAUAGAGAAUUCUACAUUUUAGACACUUCUAGUGCGUGAAUUUACACAUUAUCACCUACAUCAUGCUGCCUUGCAGUUGCAGAGUUACUGCAGGUUUCGUCCAUUAUAUGAUGAAAUUAACCUUAUGUCUUUUCAUACUCCGCAUAAUGUAAACACAUAUUUUUUCGCAAAUCACUUUAUGAUAUAUAUCAUAUGUUAUAUAGAGGACAACUGAACAGAUGAUAUACACAAUGGAAACCUUGACAAUUUGAUAAACCUAUUGGGGAAUACAUACUUAGUUCGUAGAUGCAGUGAAGUUAUAACAGACUUGAUACCUUAAUAUUGUGAAAACGUUUCCUUAUUCAAUAUUCAUGUAUAGAUCUUAGAAUUUGUUUCUUGAGGACAAGUUAGUUUCUUCUUUCUGGGUCAAAAGAGGACAAUUUAUCUUUCAUUUUGAAAAAAUGGGGAAAAACCUAUCAACUACUUUAUGGAGAAGACACAGAAGAAAAAGACAAGAAAUGCCAUUUGGUCCAAUGCAGAGGCAGUGGGAGAAAAAGUCUUGUAGGUUUCAAAGAUGGUGGAGAUUUAGAUCAUUUCUGCACCAACCUCUCCUCUAACAAGCUCCUUCUAAUUUUCAACAAAAAAUGUGUCAACAUCAAGCCUGUCAACAUUAUCAAUCAACAGUAACGUCUCUUCUCACAGAUACAUAACUUCUCAUCGAUCAUAUAUACUGAUAUGAUCAAUGCUGCUCCAGUUUCCAGUAUUUUGAGACUCUUAAGACUUAUAGUAAGUUUCUCUGCAUCACUUAUCUCACUAUCAGAGACAAAUCUCUCUUUGCUAAUGGGUCAUGGCUUGAUACGAAGAAAAUACAACUAUAUAUAUAACACCAAAUACAUAAGUGUCAUGAGGAAUUAGAAACUUAUCUUUGCGUGCCAAAGGAGGUGUCUCUUCAGCCAUACUUGAGGUGACAUCUGUCGUUAGUGCUGACUUCUUUUUGUAACUUUUAUUUGUUUGUCAGGCUAUGAUUAAAUAAUGAUUUGAAUAGUUUAUAGCUCCCUUGUUCUACUCCACCUAUAUACCCAAGCAAUGCGACUGCAUGCCAAUAUGCCUCAUGUUAUUAUGUCUGCAUGUACUAUUCACGAUAUAUAUUAAUUCGUGAAACACAUGACUCUAGACUAAAGAUCUCAAGAUCUUGAAUAGUGUCCCAGAAGAAGAUUGCUUGUACUAUAAGUUGUUAUACGGUACGUAUACCGAAAGAAUAAAGAAGAGACAAUGUAGUGUAAAGGGUGAUAGCGACAUGGGUUGUUUUUGUAUGCGAAUAAGAAAGAAGCACGUGGUGAGUGAGAGAGAGGGAAGCUCAGCUAUAUAUAAAUAGAAAUAUAAGAAGCAGUUAGUGGUUGUGAAGAAAGGAGGCAAUCGACCAAAUCUUUUUGACAGUUAAGAGAGAAGGUAAACAAGAAGAGGAGGAGAGACCGUUGUUAGAUACAGAUCGUUCAUCAAACAUGGGAAGAUCUCCUCUCUCAGCUGAUGAAACCGGUACUCUGAAGAAAGGUCCAUGGUUGCCUGAGGAAGAUGAUAAACUCAUCAGUUAUAUCCACAAACAUGGCCAUAGAAGCUGGAGUGCUCUUCCCAAACUCGCUGGUCUUAACAGGUGUGGGAAGAGUUGUAGGCUACGAUGGACAAACUAUUUGAGACCUGACAUUAAGCGAGGCAAAUUCUCACAAGAGGAAGAAGAGACCAUCUUGAACCUUCAUGCGGUUCUUGGAAACAAGUGGUCAAUGAUUGCAAGCCACUUACAAGGAAGAACAGAUAACGAGAUCAAGAAUUUCUGGAACACUCAUUUGAAGAAGAAGCUGAUUCAGAUGGGCUUUGAUCCCAUGACUCAUCGUCCAAGAACGGAUGAUAUCUUCUCUAGCUUAUCUCAGCUCAUGUCUCUCUCCAACCUUAGAGGACUUGUUGAUCUCCAGCAACAGGUUCCAUUUGAAGAUCAACAAGCUUUACUGAAUCUCCAAGGUGAGAUGGCUAAGCUCCAGUUGCUAAACUACUUACUUCAAGCUCCUCCUCUUGCCAUGAGUAGUAGUAACAACAUUAACCCUAAUGAGUUGAACAUUCUCAAUCUCCUCACCAAAGAAAACUACAAUACCAAUAAUCUUGACCUCACUUCUUGUCUUCAAGACUUCAACAACAACCUCCCAUCUCUCAAAACCCUAGAGGAAAAUCAUUUCAGUCAAAACAAUUCUCCAAUAUGGUCGCAUGAACCACCUAGCUUGAACCAAACUAUGUUGCCUUCUCAUGAUCCUUCCCCUUUGGGUGAUGAUUUGGUUCUGAACCAGGCUUCCUCAAGCCAUGAGCAAGAGGUAGCAGCUACAGGCUCUGUAGAUUGGCCUGAUCAUCUCUUUGAUGACUCCAUGUUUACUUAUCAAUCUUGACGUAUGUUUGUAUAUGUUUCAAGAAAACAUGAUUGUUUAAUGUUUAUUUGCAUGUGGAGGUUCUACAUCUGUACGUUACUUCAUGAUGUGUGCUAAUGUCUUAGAAUGUACAUGUUGUCUUGUUGUAUUAUAUAACUCAUACAUGUUGUUUAUAUUCUUCAUACGAACAUUCUAUAUGUAAACUUCACUGAUGUUUUAAAAAAUCAAUCUUCAUCUA
Brassica rapa (field mustard) is the source of this 5264-nucleotide messenger RNA. RefSeq names its product transcription factor MYB53. The record is from RefSeq and is a predicted model, not a curated record. NCBI's taxonomy places the organism in Eukaryota, Viridiplantae, Streptophyta, Magnoliopsida, Brassicales, Brassicaceae.